Molecule: messenger RNA, 1562 nt
Organism: Drosophila montana
Lineage: Eukaryota; Metazoa; Arthropoda; Insecta; Diptera; Drosophilidae
Product: mitochondrial uncoupling protein 4-like
Exons: 2
Coding region: 103-1086 (327 amino acids)
Biological process (GO): response to cold; transmembrane transport
Molecular function (GO): transmembrane transporter activity
Source: RefSeq, a predicted model, not a curated record
UCUGGCUUUUAAAUUUGUCAAUAUUUUAAAUUGAAUUUCCAAAAUAUUUAUUUGUUUAAUUAAAUUGAAAGUCAGUUUUUUAUAAUAUAUACUGCGGAUAUAAUGAGUAAGCCGGAUAGAUGGCCGCUGGAGGGGCACAAUGCGAUCGCGGUUCGAAACGUAGACUACGAAGGAUCGCGGCUUGUGGAGAUCUUUAUAACCUCAUUUCUGUCGGCUGUCAAUGCGGAUUUGUUUGUGUAUCCAUUGGAUGUGACCAAGACGCGUCUGCAAAUUCAGGGCGAGCACAGCAAUCCGUACGCCAAUGUGGUCAAGUAUCGUGGACUCUUCGGCACGGCGCUGGGCGUGAUCAAGGAGGAGGGUUUCCUGAAGCUAUACAGCGGCUUCUCGGCGCUUGUGCUGCGACAUACGUUUGUGUCCGGCAUCAAGAUCGGCUCCUAUGACUAUCUGCGGACAAAAUGGUCCGUCCGAACGGACGACAAGGUGACCAUCAGCUUUCCCUGCACAAUGCUGGCGGGUCUGGUAUCCGGCGCCAUAUCCACGAUCGCCAGCAAUCCACUCGAUCUGGUCAAGCUGCAAAUGCAGAUGGAGAGCAAGCGCACGUUGUUGGGAAUGCCGCCACGUUCCACCGACAUCCUGCAGGCGCUGCGAUUCAUCUAUACCCAGGGCGGACUGCGCAGCUUGUAUCGCGGCCUCGGGCCGAACAUAAUGCGUGCCUCCCUCUUUUCCCUUGGCGGCAUCAGCUUCUAUGAUUUGGGCAAGCGCAAUAUCCGGAAACUUUUGAAUAGCGAGGAUAAUUUACUGGUGCAAUUCCUGGCCGCCAUGGUGGCGGGAUUUUUCUGCUCGGCGCUCAGCUCGCCCGCGGAUGUGGUCAAGUCGCGCAUCAUGAAUCAGCCUGUCGACGAUCAGGGCAGACCUUUGCGCUAUAAGAACAGCAUAGAUUGCAUACAACAAUUGGUGAAGGAGGAGGGAGCAAUGGCCAUUUAUAAGGGCUUUAUGCCAUAUUGGAUACGCUGCGGUCCCUGGUUUUUGGUAUUCUGGAUGAGUUUCGAGGGCAUACGACGCUUCAAUGGAUAUGGCACGUUUUGAACAUGAUCUUUUUAGAAUCAUCAUGCAGAAUUGAUGAAUGGGAUUUGGAUUCUUUUUUUUUUAGAAGACUCUUUUUAAAAUUUAUGUAUUUAUGUAUUUCGAUGCGAGAUCCUAUUUUUACUGUUUGGUAUUUUGGAUGGAACUUAAUGGUCAAAUUCUACAUCCGUUAACACAAGAAAAAUAUCUCGAUUUAGCAAUAGUGCUUUAUUUCUUAUAUACCAAAAAGAGUUAAUAUUUAUGUAGAUGCGUAUAAGCUGAAGGUUAGAGAGAUCGAGAUAGAAGGAGGUUGUACGUGCUUUUUUGCAAUAUGGUGAAACUCAAAAUUAGUUUAAGCAAACUUAUCAAAGAGAAAAAACUUAAAAAUGUAUCAGUUCCUGUGCUGCCAGAUCGCCACAACUGCUUUUUAAUUUGAUAAUCUAAUUUAACUUAAUAUUAAUAAUAAUAAUAAAAUAGCAUCAACAAAACAAAUAAAAAAA